GACUGGUCAAAGUGCCACUGCAAUUGGAUUGGUCAGUAUUUGAGCAGGUGGGCGUUGCCAGACGUCAAGCCGUCUUCCUGUCUGUGGUGCUGCUACGUAACCUCGCCAAGGUCCUCUCUCACCGCAACGUGAUUUCUCGUGUUUCCCCCUUUUGCGCACGAUAAUGGUCGGACUCCUAACACGGCACCGCACUCGGAGGUGAAGGACGGAAGAGGCCGAGGAUAACGCCGCCAUGGCGGUCGCCUUUGGCUUCAAAGGCUGCCGAAAAAUAGGCGGUGCGCAGAUACGAGCUCUCCUGGAGGCCAAGGAGUUCUUCUUGUUCGACUGCGACGGAGUCCUGUGGCACGGCGAGAAGGCCGUGGCGGGCGCGGCCCAGGUGGUCAACUCGCUCAUGAAGCAGGGUAAAAACGUGGUGUUCGUCACCAACAACUCGACCAGGCCGCGCGAGAAAUACCUGCACAAGUUCUACCGGCUAGGCUUCACCGCCGUCGCGCUGGAGCACAUCUUCAGCUCGUCUUACUGCUCGGCCCUCUACCUGCGGGACGUGGCCAAGCUCCGAGGACAGGUUUUCGUGGUCGGCUGCGACGGGCUACGGGACGAGCUGCGGGAGGCCGGAAUCCCCUGCGUGGAGGAGGCGGACGAGCCGGGCGCCACCAUUUACGACUGCGCUCUGGCCGCCGACGUCAAGGCGGUGCUGGUGGGCCACGACGACCGACUGACUUUCCUCAAGCUGGCCAAGGCGUCUUGCUACCUUAAGGACCCGGAGUGCUUGUUUCUGGCCACCGACAACGACCCCUGGCACCCGCUGUCGAGCGGAAGGAUACUGCCAGGUUCUGGAUCCCUCAUGGCAGCCCUGGAGGUGGCCUCAGGCCGCAAGGCUACGGUGAUUGGCAAGCCGAGCCGCUUUAUGUUCGAGUGCAUCUCCAGCCAAUUCCCGGGCGUGGACCCGACCCAGUGCCUCAUGGUGGGCGACCGCCUGGAGACAGAUAUGCUUUUCGGCUCUAACUGCGGCUUGGACACCAUGCUCACCCUCACCGGAGUGUCUCAGAUGGAGGAGGCCAACCAGUACGGCAAUAGCGAGGUGUCCGCCCAUCAGAGCCUCGUGCCGGACUAUGUCGUGGACACCAUCGCAGACUUCUUGCCUGCUUUUGAAGAACUGGAGGAGCAGAGCAACUGACCGAGCAGGCAGAUGACAAAUUCAGUAAAUAGCACAAAAAUGUAACUUUCCUAUAUUGGGAGGUUUUUGCUAGCAUAAUGUGACAUCUAGAACCUCAAAUGAAAUAAACCAGUUUUCUGACAAAUGAUUGGGGGUGGGGGCACUGAAUAGUGGACAGCAAAUAUGUGGGGAACUACCCCCCCCCCCCCCCCCCCCCC
Molecule: messenger RNA, 1374 nt
Organism: Corythoichthys intestinalis (scribbled pipefish)
Lineage: Eukaryota; Metazoa; Chordata; Actinopteri; Syngnathiformes; Syngnathidae
Gene: pdxp
Product: pyridoxal (pyridoxine, vitamin B6) phosphatase
Exons: 2
Coding region: 233-1177 (314 amino acids)
Molecular function (GO): phosphatase activity
Source: RefSeq, a predicted model, not a curated record